AUGUCUAAAGAAUCUCAAGAAGUGAAAUUUGCCGAAUUUGUUCCAUCGCUGGCGAUGGACAAACUUUUGCAAAUUUACGAGGAAGCCAUGGAUAACAAAAUCGAUGUUGACUCCGAAGACCAUGAGGAAAUAUGGUUAGAGUUUUCUGAAGCGGUAACCGGCUGUAUUUGGAAGAUUGUUUUCACUGCGAAAAGUCUCAGUAAAGAAGAUUCGGAUAAAGCAAGUGCAUUGCUAAAGAAGUAUCGGGAUGAUGCGGGAUUUAUUAAUCCCACAUUUUACAACAAGUGGAUUUAUACCUUCAGAGAUGAGUUGCUGAAGAAGGAGGUGUUGGAUUUUUGGAAAAAUGAAGUUGUGGCAAAGGAAUUGGGUCCCUUGUGGGCAAGAGAUUGUGACUUUUUUGAUAAAUCGGAUGAUCCAGAACCUGUUAAAUUUUAUCAACAUGCCGGCUGUGAGGCUCCGUGGUUGAAAGCAAAGAAACCUGUUGCAGAGCCAUUGAAUCUUUUUGGCAAUACUGCAGCAUCCCCCAAAUCACCAGGCACUGCCGCUUCUACGGCAUCUUUAAGGAAAAUAAGCUUAGACAAUGCCUUGGCCGAUUAUAAGAACAAUAUGGAGGCACAAAACAACAUUGAUCCCGACGACGAGGAGGCAUUUACAAAAAUUUUUACCGAAGUCCGUGAGGUUUUGUGGAAAUUGUUAUUCAAUGAAUCGUCAUUGUCAGAUGCAAAAUUGAAACAAGCCGCUGAAUUAUUGUUGGCCUACAAGAAAGAUGCAUGCUUCCAAUCGCCUUAUCAAUACAACGAUUGGAUCGUUACGGUUCGUGAUGAAUUAAUUAAGCGUAAAUAUGUUGAUUUUUGGAAAAUCGUUGUCAACCAAGAAUUGGGUCUUAUCGGUGCCAAGGAAUCGGAUUAUUUUGACGAUAUGGAAGAUCCCAAAAUACCAGAAUUUUAUACGAUUGGUAACGAAAAGUUAACGCAGGAGAAAAAGUAA
Musca domestica (house fly) is the source of this 987-nucleotide messenger RNA. RefSeq lists its product as uncharacterized. Lineage: Eukaryota; Metazoa; Arthropoda; Insecta; Diptera; Muscidae. The transcript has a single exon. The record is from RefSeq and is a predicted model, not a curated record. Bases 1 to 987 code for a protein of 328 amino acids.